Cotesia glomerata is the source of this 1532-nucleotide messenger RNA. Its product is annotated as spore coat assembly protein ExsA-like. Lineage: Eukaryota; Metazoa; Arthropoda; Insecta; Hymenoptera; Braconidae. Bases 10 to 1455 code for a protein of 481 amino acids. The record is from RefSeq and is a predicted model, not a curated record. The transcript has 3 exons.
GCAUCCAAGAUGAAUUCUAAAAGACCAAAUCCAUCAAAUGUAGUCAAUAAUGAGCUAUACAGCGCCAUGACACAAGCCCAAAGGGCAGUUGCGUAUUACAACCAACUUGCACACAGUCAUGGGGUUCGUUGUCAGGUGCCCUAUAACUCUGCACAAUUGAAUUGGUGGCUCCCACCACCACCGCCGCAGCAAGUAUCACAAGCAACAGCUAAUGAUAAUCAGCAGCCCCCGCUGCCACAGAGGACUGAUAAUAAUCAGCAGCCACAGCCAUCAGCUGCAGUUGACAAUAAUCAACCGCUGCAGCCACCACCAGCAGCAGCUAAUGAUCAUCAGCAGCCCCCGCUGCCACCGAGGACUGAUAAUAAUCAGCAGCCACAGCCAUCAGCUGCAGUUGACAAUAAUCAACCGCUGCAGCCACCACCAGCAGCAGCUAAUGAUCAUCAGCUGCCCCCGCUGCCACUGAGGACUGAUAAUAAUCAGCAGCCACAGCAAUCAGCUGCAGUUGACAAUAAUCAACCACUGCAGCCACCGCCAGCAGCAGCUAAUGAUCAUCAGCAGCCCCCGUUGCCACCGAGGACUGAUAAUAAUCAGCAGCCACAGCCAUCAGCUGCAGUUGACAAUAAUCAACCGCUGCAGCCACCACCACCAGCAUCUAAUGAUCAGCAGCUCCCACUGCUACCGAGGGCUGAUAAUAGCCAGCAGCUACAGCCAUCAAGAACAGUUGACAAUAGUCAACCGCCGCAGCUACCAGCAGCAGCUAAUCAUUAUCAGCAGCCCCCGCUGGCACCGGAAGCUGUUAAUCAAUUCCAAAUAUCAAUGUCAGCUUAUCAUAGUCUGCAGUCGAUGUGGGCACCGGAAUUUUAUCCACCAUCUCAACCAGGGGGUUACUCAUGGUUACCACAUGGUUAUGGUAUGCCACAACUAACCACUGUACAGCCACCACCAACCUAUGGCAAUCAACAGCAACCAGGUGAUUUAUCCCUGUUAGCGGGUGCGCGCCAACCUACACCGUUUCCUGGCCUAUCAUCGGUAUCAGCGGCUGCACCUUUAUUAUUAAAUUCAUUGCCACCGCCACCUCCACGAAAUUCUCAGCCACCACCGCCUCUAAUGAACUCUUCGGCACCACCACCAGAGAAAAAUGAUGAUAAGGAAAAUAAUGAUGAUGAGGAUGAUAGGCGCUCUGUUCUUUCUCGAAAAGAAAAUAGCCGUCGAAAUUCGGCAGCCGGCCGAAGUCGUGGAAAUUGGCGGGGACGUAAAAACGCCAGCCAAUCUCAACGUCGGGGAGAAGAAGAAGACAAGGAGAAGGAGAAAGAAGGCAACGGGAGGGGCAAUGACAAUAAAAGAGGCAGCGGCAGAAGGAGAAAUUAUCGUGGAAUGGGUCAACAAUUUAAUAAUAGGAGUAGAAGAGGAAGAGGAAGAACCAACUAUGGAAAAUUUAAUUUUUAUUUGACCUAAAGUAUAAUUGAAUAGAUCCAAAAGAUGAUUUCUGGUCCAAAAAAAAUAUUUUGAUGAGUUUCAUUGUCAUGAUUUAA